AAUGUUGAGAAACAGCGGCCAUCUGAAUACUUUUGGGUUGAUGCAGGAGGGGGUGAGGCGGGAGGAGGCCUCAGAGGAGUGGGCUUUUUUAAACGUCCCUGCGAGUGGACGCACAGGGCGCUCUUUCACUCCGCUUCAGUUGCACAAGGAGGAGAAAAAAGUGCAAACUGUGCUCAUCCGAUUACAUAAUGAUCCAGUAAGAGUGAGCCGGAACCAGUGCUGCCUGUGCCAGCGUGCUGGGAGGCACUGACUGACCCACCGCUGGGUAAUCCUCCACUUCCAGGUCUCCCCUCGGACAGGUUUCGCUGACCAUGACUUGAUGAAAGGCGAUGCUAAACAUGUGUGAGCCGUCAACAAGCGCCACUCGUUCAAGAGCCUGAAGUUUUGCUCUGUGUCCUUCUUCUCACCACGCUUUAGUCCGUCUGAACACCCGUCUGCUGGACUGAGACGGUCUUUAAGGUGUCCAAGCUGUGGGCAAAGUAAACAUCCGUAACAAGUCAAUAGAGAAGCGCCAGCCAUGACUUCAGCCACUCCCGCUUCUCCUGAAGGCUCCUCCCCUCAGAAGGUUUGCCAUUCCCAGACACAGACAGACAUCGCCAAGCCCCUGCUGGGCUCUGUAGGUGGUACUGGAGGAUCAGGUGUUGGUGAAGGAGGACCAGGGGCUGGAGGAACUAAUGCUUUGCGUAAAAGACGAAGAGUCCUCUCUAAAGAUGGACGGAGCAAUGUCAGAAUCCAGCACGUCAGCGGCAGAGGAGCAUUGUACCUACGUGAUCUUUGGACAACCUUCCUGGACAUGCAGUGGCGCUACAAGUUCUUCCUCUUCUCUGCAACCUUUGCUGGGACCUGGUUCCUGUUUGGAGUACUUUGGUACCUUGUGGCCCUGGUGCACGGGGACCUGAUUGAGUUUGACCCUCCCUCUAAUCACACACCUUGUGUGAUGGAGGUGAAGACCCUCACAGGAGCCUUCCUCUACUCGUUGGAGUCCCAAACCACAAUUGGUUAUGGUUUCCGGUGCAUCACGGAGGAGUGUCCUGUAGCUAUAGUCCUCCUUAUCGUCCAACUGGUCCUCACCAUGGUGAUGGAGAUCUUCAUCACUGGCACUUUUCUUGCAAAGGUUGCUCGUCCCAAGAAGAGAGGUGAGACAGUCAAGUUCAGUCAACAUGCUGUCGUUUCAAACCAUGAGGGCAAGCCCUGCCUCAUGAUCCGAGUUGCCAACAUGCGCAAAAGUUUGCUAUUAGGAUGCCAGGUGACGGGGAAGUUGCUUCAGACGUCCCUGACAAAGGAGGGAGAAACGGUGCGAUUGGACCAGCGAAACGUACCUUUCCAGGUGGACACAUCCAGCGACAGCCCCUUCCUCAUCAUCCCUCUGACCUACUACCACAUCAUAGAUGAGAACAGCCCCCUCAGUGCCUGGACAGCAAAAGGUGGCGGCUGGACAGACCCUGAACUGGCAGAUUUUGAGCUGUUGGUGAUCAUGAGCGCCACGGUUGAACCAACUUCUGCAACAUGCCAGGUUCGAACAUCCUACCUUCCCGAUGAGAUCCUCUGGGGAUACGAGUUCCCCCCUGUCGUCUCCCUGUCCCCCUCAGGAAAAUAUGUGGCUGAUUUUGCCUUUUUUGACAAAGUGGCAAAAACCAAGUCUCCCCCCCUCAUGAUGCAGGACCUCUCCCCAAACGACAAAUCACAGGUUCAAUACCGCAGCGGCAAAGAGAAUGAGAAGAACCAGGAGAAGCUGCGACUGGAAGAGAUCUACAGGGGGGACAAGAGGGGGAGAGAAAGGGGACGCAUAAGAGAUAACAGCCCACUGAGUGUACGAAUUAGUAAUGUGUGAUGGCCCUGACACCAAAAGGUUUUAGGUGAUGAUGUGAAACUGGAUCACAGCAGAGAAACAGGAAGAGGAAAACAAAAACUGCUAAAAACGGAUGAAACGUUUCUCCUACUCACAAAGAUUCAAUGUGGAGCAAAACCGAUGACCUUUAACAUCCGGCUACACUAGCGGCACACCAUGAAAGAGAACUACAAAUGUAUCAAAAUGUACUACAUAUGCCUGCCGCCAGCUUCAAACAGAGCAGGAUGUAAACUCAUCUACAGCAAGACUUCAAGGCUCUGAAACAGGUGGUUGAAUAUUUCUGUGAUGCAACAUUUCCUCAUAGCAUAUAUCUUUGCAGCUGGAAAUCCUGAUAGGUUCACCUUUACAUCGAUGUUCAACAUAGAAAGAUUCUUCAUCCACGGCAGGUGUGUGGGUAGCACCCCUGAAAAACAGCAAACAAACAAACCAACAGGCAUAUUUUAAGCCAUUCAUUUAAAAUGUUUGGGGCCUCAGUAACCUCAGUGGUUGAUGCAUAAGCAGCCACAACAGCUAGGCUCCUCCUCAUGUUAUUCACCAAUAUGGCGACAUUUUACUGUAGGAUGGUUAGGGUUAGGGUCCUUUUCCUUAAAGGGGAGAUGCUGAAGGUGAAGCAGUUUGGUGUUGUUGGUUAGUAUUUCACAACAAUGGCACUGAAAGGGUCUCUUGGGGCCACAAGCAAAAGCACAAACAAGGAACUUAAGGUUCAUAGCCAAGAAGCAUUGUGACAACAGAGGAAUAAUACAACCAAAAUUCCCUAACAUCUUAUACCAAGUGUAUCGUUUUUAUGGGGAUGCCGUUACUUACUAAAAUACACUGUAAAACUAACAACAACAACAACAACAACAACAUGUCUUAUCAGUUAAUUUCUGUCUGCAAUCUUGUCUUUGAUGACAUUUCCCUAGAAGAUAAGCCUGGUGGCUUAUGGGUCAUGGAUGUAGUUUUGACUAGAAAAGGGGGAAACACAACCGUAAAGGGGGUGGUGGGGUAGAUUUGAACCCAGGACUUUACUGCUCUAAGUCUUUUUUAUGUAAUGUCAGGAAUACAGAACUGUCAAGUACACGGAUCGCAGGAACGGCCAAUCACACGUUAGCAAGCGUCAGCAGAGCCAAUAGAUGAGCUGAUGGACGGCUCUAAUGGGAAACAGGCUUCAACACAAGCAGUUCUUUUCUGAAUGGUCCUAGUGCUAGUGUUUCUUUAAUAUAGCGUAAUAUUGUUUUCGGAUGGGAAAAAAUGCAGGGGUUCAAAAAUUAACUUUGCAAAAAGUGUGUGUGUGUGUGUGUGUGUGUGUGUGGGGGGGGGGGGGGGGUCCCCUGUCCCCUCCCAAAACUACGCCCAUGAUUGUGGUGGACAAAGCAGUCUGCCACCCUCUCUGAUCCCUGUGUAAUGAGAAUUUGCACAAAACUUUUUCCUUGCCUUUUCUGUGCUCCCGCAGAAGCAUACAGGACCAGGAGGGAACCACUAGCCUGGCCUCCCAGACUCGUCCUCUGUUUAAUUCUGCGCAGAGAAAGAGUCUGGUUACUCACAGACAGAGAGGCACUUGAGGGGCGGGACUAGGCAGCUCAAAAAUAAUUAAUCAGAAAAAAGAGGGAAAUGCCGACUGUACAGCGCGACGCUGUAGUUUUUUUUAGCUGUAGUCAAAAAUGGCGUCUGGCAACGGCACAAACAUCUUUUAUUUUAGAAGAAAGGCUUUUAGCGCUUCGACUUGUUGUGGGUUUAAAGACAUUCAAUUCAUUUAGACCAGAGGAAAGAGCCGCAGCGAACUCCGCUUCAGUCGCCAUGUUUAUGACAAACUCGGUGUUGUGGUGUGUGACGUACGCUACUCAGUGCUGAUUGGCUCGGUAAGAAUUCUCAGGGGGUGGGUUAAUUUGAAUAGGAGAGUUCCCAGACUCUUUCUCUGUGCAGAAUUAAACAGAUGAGGAGUCUGGCAGGCCAGGCUAGUGAACCACAUGAAAUCUUUUGUAACAAGGUAUUUUUUACUAAUGUAGAAAAUGCACAUGUGACCCACUCUUGCUCAUGGACAAUAUACAAAGUCUUCAUAAAGGCUCCAGUUAGAUUUGAAUCCAGGGCUUUCCUGCUCUGACGCAACAGCACUAACCACUUCUCCAUAAAGUGUUUUCAUAGAGCCUCUGAGUGCUACACACUGGACAUUUAAUAAGAUACCUGGAACAGGUGGUGGAAACACUGGAACGUGUUAUAUUUUUGUUGUACAGUUUCAAAGGAAUGUAUUAAAUUUUAGUCAUUUUUAACAAGGGUGACCUGAACAUAUUACAUCAGAUGUAAAUAUCUGUGGGACUAGAUGUGGUCAGUAAUGUUACUAAAAGCACUUUAACUUGAAGGAACAGUGACAUUUACUGUAAAAGAAAAACAGAACUAACCUCCAAGUUCAGUACGCUGUAUUAGCUGACUCAGUUGUGUGAUGAUGGGACAGAUUUGUUGAUUGUGUUUACACCAGCCGAUGUUUGGAGGUCUGCUCCCAGUUUCAUGUACAGUUUAACAUGUACAGUGUCUAUAAAUAUCUUUAGUUUAUUUUUUAAUUUGAGGUGUACUGCUGUCGGUGCACAAUGUCAUUUCUGUAAAGCUCUUCUGCCUUUUAACUGCUGUUAUGUUGAGCAGAAUGUAUCAUUUAACAGCGUGUAACAGUCGCAUAAAACAGUACAAAUACUCAUCAUGCAUCCAACGGAUGUGUGAGGCGGGACUAACUAUUGAUUUAACUCAAAAACACACAGAUGUGAUUAAACAGUUUUUAAACAAAAUGAAUUGAAAAAGAGUUUCAAGAACAGAUCCAAAGGGGGGUGGGUGCACGUAAGCCCUUUCAGGACUUUGCUAAGUCAUGAGCACAAGUUAAUCUAUUCCAAGGAUGAGGAAAGUGGCUGUGAGAUGUAAAAAGCAACAUUCAAUGACCAGAUGUUUUCCCGAUGCUCUGGUGGAGACAACAAAACAGGGUACAGUGCAGCGUUGUGGAGGAAUUUCUGCUAGAUAUUUUGGACUGGGGAGGCUGAUCUAAAAUAGAGUCGAAGCUGCUUAUUUCAUUUUCCUUCUUUUACCAAUGCUGGUUGUUUGGCCAUGUCUAAUUUCCUACUGAGUUACAACAAAUCAGCAUGCGUCACCAUAAGUCCUGCCUAGCGACUACCGGACUGUAAACACCAUGAGGCAAAUACUUGGUUGGUCACUGAAAUGUCCCGGGAAGUGGUCCUCUUGAGACAGAACAGAUACUGUCUUCUUCUUCUAGACAUAUUGACUUUAUCCAUUUUUAUUUCAAGGUCUUAUUGACUUUUUUUUAAUAACACAGCUGUGGUCUCCAGUAUUAAUAAACCUUGUUGGUCUUUUUUUGUAGACAAAAGCUUGUGUGCUCUUGUUUCAGGAUGUAGAAGUCUGUUGAGGGAAUAACAGGAGAAUACUGAUUAUUAUUCAUGUUAAGCAAACAUCUUGCCUCUGAUUGGCUAACGGCAACACGACUCUUCCACUUCCACAGACAAAUUCCGACCACUUCUUAUUCAGGUGUUCUUUGUUCACCGUUGUAAGAAAAGCAGCGUUGAUGUGUUAUCUCCACAAAUAACACAUGCCUGAAACUGCUCCGCCAUGUUGUGGCGUUGCUAACGGUCAACUUCAACUAGCUGAGACAUGUUCUGCUCUCUCCUGGCCAUGACAACACUACAGCCUUCUGUGGUUACAGGCCAAGGUGGGCGGGGUCAUGAAUACUAAUUUUUCCUGUCUUUUCUCUUGUUUGCGGCUGAUGCAGGCAAUAAGGGUUGAAGAAAAUGUUCGUGUGCAGCAUGCAUAUUGAAUCCAAAGUGACCAAUCGUGUUUCAAGAAGAUCAAGUAUGGUACAGUUUCUCAGUGAAGGUACACUGCAAACUCUUGUAUUGUGCGAUUUUAGCAGCUCAAAAGUCUCACAACCACCCUCCUAAUAAGUUAUGUGACUGGUUGUUAUCCACUUUCACUGGAAAAGUAUAAAUGUCUAGAAGCAUUUUAGCUCCUGAUCAAAAACAGGACCAGUACAGAGAAAACAGAUGCAGUAACAGUAAAAACAACUACAUAGCUGUUUCGGUUUCUAAGACACAAAAAUAAAAACCGUAGUUUGAAGCUCGUACGUUGUUCCUCGACAGCUUUGAGUCCACAUGGAUGCAACAAUUCAAAUUUAGGUUAUGUUCCCUUGAGAAUCAUUUGAGGUAAAGCAUCUUUACUCUGGUAAACCCUGCAGAUGGUUACAAACAAACGGUGAAACAUAUUUCAGUUGCUACCGUACUAUUUCCAGCUCAGUCUCUAAACGCUGAAAUCUCACCUCUUAACCAGCAAUGUGACUUAAAGUGCCUAUUUUAGUAAAAGCUAUAUUUACAAGUU
Molecule: messenger RNA, 6190 nt
Organism: Nothobranchius furzeri (turquoise killifish)
Lineage: Eukaryota; Metazoa; Chordata; Actinopteri; Cyprinodontiformes; Nothobranchiidae
Gene: kcnj10a
Product: potassium inwardly rectifying channel subfamily J member 10a
Biological process (GO): regulation of monoatomic ion transmembrane transport; potassium ion import across plasma membrane
Cellular component (GO): plasma membrane
Molecular function (GO): inward rectifier potassium channel activity
Source: RefSeq, a predicted model, not a curated record